Molecule: messenger RNA, 624 nt
Organism: Periophthalmus magnuspinnatus
Lineage: Eukaryota; Metazoa; Chordata; Actinopteri; Gobiiformes; Gobiidae
Product: otolin-1-like
Exons: 4
Coding region: 19-624 (201 amino acids)
Source: RefSeq, a predicted model, not a curated record
CAGGCACACGGCACCAAGAUGUUGCUGAGGUUGCUGGGGCUGAUGGUUCUGUGCGUGCUCUGCUCUUCCAUGCUGCAUUUCCCACCAGAAACGCACCAUAACACCACAGACAACACCAAAUUCUUCAAUAAAUAUGGCAACUUCUCGAACAAAGGGCUGCCAGCAGAGGCCCAGGGCGGUGUGGGGUUAGGGAAGAGCCUGCUACCGUCUGAGCCCAGCGGCAGCACUGUGCCUGAAGACAUAGCCGUCAUGUUCCCCGAUACCUCCAUCUGUGACGUGCUGCUCAGCUCUUCAGAGUCCAUCUACAUAGACCAGAUCCCCUUAUUCUGCCUCUGCUCCCAUUGCAAGACAACCUCGGGCCGUAAGGGAGAGCGCGGAGACCAGGGCUUCGAAGGGUAUAAGGGCAGUGACGGUCCAAAGGGCCUGUGGGGCUUCAAAGGACCUCGGGGAUUGACAGGUCCUAUGGGGAUGAAAGGCCAGAAAGGAGAACUGGGAGAAAAGGGCUAUCCGGGACCCAUCGGCCUCCUGGGGAUCAAGGGCGAGUGCGGAAUCAAAGGUAGGACAUCAUCACCCUCUGCUGCACGCUGCCAUCUAUGUGCUGCAAAAAGGCCAAGCCACAGCUGA